AUGAGCAACGGUGGCAGCGCCAAUUUUAUGUCUUCCAGUGGCGCCCUGGAUUUCAGUUAUCCUUUUGCAAGCUGGCUUCCUGCAGUGAACAAUAAAUAUGUGAAUUCAUCAUUAGUAGCUCCAUGCAAUUCUGCAACUAAUCCUGAUCCUGACAAUCAUUAUCUUUACGAGAACUCAUCAUCUUUUGAAUCAUCGUCGUUGUCCUUGAUUAAUCUGCAGCUAUGGAGGGAGGAGCUGAGAUCACGUAUGAUUCUGGCGGCCAUGAGUUAUGAGGGACGAAGAUUCCUUGAGAAGGAGCUAGAGGCGAUUGAUGAUGAAAUCAUCGGAGCCAUCAUUAAUGUGCUGAAGCAUAACAUCCACGACUUUAUGGUACAUUAUGUCGCCAAUUUUGUUAUACGCAAAGUUUUUGAGCUAUUCAUUAAGGCUUUAGUGAAUAAUUCAGUUGACAUUUGUACCGAUAAAGAUGGAUGCUCCAUGAUUAAGAAAAUAAUUACUUAUGUUGAUGUUGUUGGUGAUCUCUCAUCUUGGGAACUUCUCACUUUUGCAAUAGCAAGGCAAACACUCCCAUUAGCUGAAGAUGACUAUGGAAAUUGUAUUGUUCAAUACAUGGUGGAGUUAUGGAUACUUGAUUUAACAACAACAUUCGUUGAUUCAUUGUUCGAGAGAUUUGUGUCCCUUUCAAAGAAUAAGUUCGGAAGUUGUAUGGUGAAGAGAUGCUUGCAAUGCACAACUUUGCCUUUAAUUAAAGUUAUAAUCAAAGAGAUAGGCGAACCUCUACAAUUCUUAUCUCUUGUAAAAAAUGUUUAUGGAAACUACGUGGUUCAUACUGCACUUCAAGUUUCACAUGUAUGA
Molecule: messenger RNA, 852 nt
Organism: Andrographis paniculata
Lineage: Eukaryota; Viridiplantae; Streptophyta; Magnoliopsida; Lamiales; Acanthaceae
Product: pumilio domain-containing protein C6G9.14-like
Exons: 3
Coding region: 1-852 (283 amino acids)
Biological process (GO): post-transcriptional regulation of gene expression
Cellular component (GO): cytoplasm
Molecular function (GO): mRNA binding
Source: RefSeq, a predicted model, not a curated record